AUGGCCUCAAGAACAGGGAUUGACGAGGAAACUGGUGAUCAUAAAGGUAGUAUGUGGAAGUUGGAUCAGAAGCUUGAUCAACCAAUGGAUGAGGAAGCCAUGAAGCUUAAAAGUAUGUCUAGGAACAAGGAAAUUUCAACCCUAAUGCUUAUGCAACUUGCAUUCCAGAGUCUUGGAGUGGUCUAUGGAGAUUUAGGGACAUCUCCUUUGUAUGUUUUCUACAAUACAUUUCCUCACGGAAUUGCAGAAACAGAGGAUGUGAUUGGAGUUCUAUCGUUGAUUAUAUAUUCCCUUACUCUUGUUCCACUCAUCAAGUAUGUCUUCAUUGUGAGUAGAGCAAAUGAUAAUGGUCAAGGUGGAACUUUUGCUCUUUAUUCACUCCUCUGUCGACAUGCAAAAAUAAAGAAUUUCCCUAACUAUGACCGAACUGAUGAAGAGUUAACAACAUAUAGUCAUUCUUCAUUCCAUGAACAAUCAUUUGCUGGAAAAACCAAGAGAUGGCUGGAGAGACGAGCAUUUAGGAAGAAUGCACUUCUUGUACUUGUCCUUGUUGGAUCUUGCAUGGUGAUUGGUGAUGGGAUCCUCACUCCAGCUAUAUCAGUUCUAUCGGCUGUUGAUGGGAUUAACAUAGAUCACCCCAAGUUGAGUGAAGAUGCAGUCUUGAUCAUUGCCAUUGCUUUAAUAGUAGGUUUGUUUAGCAUUCAACACUAUGGUACAGAUAAAGUUGGCUGGCUCUUUUCACCAAUUGUGUUCCUCUGGUUUCUCUUAAUUGGAGGUAUUGGCAUACACAACAUUUGCGUGUAUGACAGCAGCAUCUAUAAAGCCUUUUCUCCAGUCUAUAUAUAUAGGUAUUUUAAAAGGGGAGGGAGAGAUAGCUGGGCAUCCUUGGGAGGUGUCAUGCUUAGUUUAACAGGCACAGAGGCACUUUUUGCCGACCUCUCUCAUUUCCCAGUUCCAGCCAUACAGAUUGCUUUCACGGUAAUUGUAUUUCCUUGCCUGCUGUUAGCCUACGCUGGACAAGCUGCCUACCUCAUGAAAAACUCAGACCACGUGGUUUCUGCAUUUUAUUAUUCUGUUCCAGGCAGCUUGUAUUGGCCAGUAUAUGUUGUUGCAACUGCAGCUGCAAUCAUUGCAAGCCAAGCCACCAUAUGUGCAACUUUUUCAUUGAUCAAGCAGGCUGUGGCACUUGGCUGUUUUCCAAGAGUCAAAGUUGUUCAUACAUCAAAGGAGUUCCUUAACCGGAUAUAUAUUCCCGAUGUUAAUUGGAUCCUCAUGAUUCUAUGCGUCACGGUGACAGCUGGCUUCAAAGAUCAAAACCAAAUUGGAAAUGCUUCUGGGGCAGCAGUUGUGUUAGUGAUGCUGGUAACCACAUUUCUUAUGAUUCUGAUCAUGUUAUUAGUAUGGCGUUGCCAUUGGAUGAUUGUCCUGAUCUUCACUGCCUUAUCACUGGCAGUGGAGUUGACAUACUUCUCUGCCCUAAUCCUCAAGGUCAAUCAAGGUGGUUGGGUUCCUCUUGUCAUUGCAGCAGCUUUUUUUAUCAUUAUGUAUGUUUGGAAUUAUGGUACAAUGAAACGCUACGAGUUUGAAAUGCACUCCAAGGUUUCAGUGGCAUGGAUUCUCAGGCUUGGCCCGAGUUUAGGACUGGUCCGGGUCCCCGGGGUCGGACUUGUGUACAGUGAGUUAGCAAGUGGAGUGCCACACAUUUUUUCCCACUUAAUCACCAACCUACCUGCCCUCCAUUCUGUUGUUGUUUUUGUUUGUGUGAAGUACCUUCCUGUGUACACAGUCCCAGAAGGAGAGAGAUUCCUUGUGAAGAGGAUAGGAACCAAGAAUUUCCACAUCUUCCGUUGUGUUGUGAGAUAUGGCUAUACCGACCUCCAUAAGAAAGAUGAUGAUUUUGAGAGUAAGCUUUUUGAUAACCUCUUCAUGUUUGUCCGCCUUGAGAGCUUGAUGGAUGGGUGUUCAGACAUAGAUGAGCAUGGUUUAUAUGAGCAGGAAACUGAGUCAAGAGAUGAAAAUGGCAAUGAAUCUCACUUCAAUGUGAAUCCCAACAUUUCAUCAGCAGACUCGAUCUUGCUUGUUGACUCUCCAUUGCAUACAAACAAUACUGUCAUGUCUUCAAGUCAGACAAGCAAACAGAGCGAGGUUGAUGAGAUAGAGUUCUUGAAAAGCUGUAGAGUCGCUGGGGUGGUGCAUUUAAUGGGGAACACAGCAGUGAAGGCUAGGAGCGGAUCAAAAUUCUACAAGAAGAUAGCCAUAGAUUAUAUAUAUGAGUUUCUCAGGAAAAUGUGUAGGGAUAACAGUGUGAUCUUCCAUGUUCCUCAUGAGAGUCUCUUGAAUGUUGGGCAGGUAUGCUAUGUAUAACAUUUUUGUGCCAUGACUGGGAAGAAGAGUUGACUUCCAGCUCUUAGUCAGUGCCUAUAUCACA
Molecule: messenger RNA, 2428 nt
Organism: Alnus glutinosa
Lineage: Eukaryota; Viridiplantae; Streptophyta; Magnoliopsida; Fagales; Betulaceae
Product: potassium transporter 11-like
Exons: 8
Coding region: 1-2364 (787 amino acids)
Biological process (GO): potassium ion transmembrane transport
Cellular component (GO): membrane
Molecular function (GO): potassium ion transmembrane transporter activity
Source: RefSeq, a predicted model, not a curated record